AUGGUGCAGGAUGCUGCCAGACAGGCCGCACAGGAGGCAGUUCAGCAAGCUGUCCAGGAGGCUACUAGAGUAGCUGCACAGGAAGUGGUUAGGCAGAUGGCUGCAGCUCAGCAGGGUCAGCAGGUUCCGCCAGUUCAGGCUCAGGGGCAUCAGCAGCCCUCUAUUCAUCCGGUUCCACCAGUUCAGGUUCAGGGACAGCAGCAACCCCCUAUCCAGCAUGUUCCAGGAAUUUUCCAGGUUCCACCACCAGCGCCACGCGUUCUUCCAGGGCAAGUUCCUGAGGUUGUGCCACCCGUUCUUCCAGGGCAGGUUCCUGAGGUUGAUGAGACGCUUAUGCGGGUAAUGAGACAGAUGAAAACUAUGGGUUUGGAGACUUUUGAGGGAACAGUAGACCCUGGAGCGGCCUAUAAGUGGAAGCAUAGGUUGGCUUCGUGUCUGCAGACAAUCAAUUGUCCAUUGCGCCUUUGUCUUAAUAUCGCAGAGUUGUAUCUGCGUGGAGAUGCAUUGGUAUGGUGGGAUGGAGUGCGAUCGAUGCGUGAUGGCGACAUGACUUAUGAGGAUUUCCUCAUUGCAUUCGACAAGAAGUACUUUCCCAGGGAAGCGUUGCACCAGAAGAGGAAUGCUUUUGAGCAUCUGAGGCAGGGUACUAGGAGUGUCAGGGAGUACGAGCGAGAGUUUUGCCAGCUCCGCUUGUUUGCUGGUAAUCAUUUUGAUGGAGAGGACUUGAUCAGGAGGUUCUUAGAUGGUAUGCGAGUCGAUCUCCGCGGCAGGUGCAGUAUGGUUACUUACACUAGUUUGGAGGAUCUGGUAGAGAAGGCUGUUGUGCAGGAGGCAUGUAUUGCAGAGGAGCAAAAGUACUCUAAGUCUCCACCUAAGACUGGAAGGACUUCAGAGCCACAAAAGAGAACAUGGGAACAGUUGGGAGCACGUAGUUGCGACAAGUGUCGUCGCCAUCAUUUUGGAGAGUGCAUCACGUGCUUCAACUGUGGGAAGAUGGGACAUAAAAGUAGGGAUUGUCGGAGUAGGCCAUUUGGUGCGCGGGGAAUAGCACCAGUAGCACCAGCAGCAUCCGCAGCACCAGUAGCGCAGGCAGCACCAGUAGCACAGGGAGCGCAGGCACCACCAGCUGCAGCAUACGCACUAGGAGCUUGCUUCACUUGUGGCCAGUUUGGCCAUAUCUCCAGGUUUUGCCCGACUAAAGGGCCUGGGGCCAAGCGUCAAGCCAUCACUCCGCGUGUUUAUGCUCUAGGAGAGGCCAAUGGAGCUGAGCCGAUAGCCGGAUCGGUUUCUGUUGGAGGUGAGGUAGCUCACACUCUAUUUGACACAGGAGCUUCUCACAGCUUCGUGAGUUCGCGUUUGGCUAAGUCUUGGCCUUUUCGAGGUGUCUUUGAGCCGAAGGUUAAGCAGAUUCGGACGGCCGAUACUGAGAAAUUGGGAACCACUGGCGUUCACCGAGAUGUACCAGUCCUACUGGGAGGAGUCGACUUCAUAGGAGACCUAGCAGAGAUGGAGAUGGAUUACUACAAUGUCAUACUUGGGAUGGAUUGGCUGUCCCGACAUCGAGUGGUGAUAGAUUGCAUGCGAGCGAAAGUUAAUAUUCCUAGAGGAGAUAGGAAGAUCACAGUCCAGUGUCUCCAGGCUUACCGUGGGAUUUCUGUUAUUUCCAUGUUGCAUGCUGAGUACUUGUUGGAGAGAGGAGCAGAAGGAUUUCUGGCGACUAUUUCGAUGGUUAAUGAAGAUGGACCUCCUGAGUUACAGGAUAUUCCAGUGGCUGCAGAAUUUCAUGAUGUAUUUGAAGCCUUAAAGGGGCCACCACCAGACAGAGGAGAUGUUCUCAAUAUUGAGUUAGAACCAGGAACAACACCGGUUUCGCGGGCUCCAUACCGUUUAGCACCAGCAGAGAUGGCUGAACUAAAGAUGCAGUUGGAGGAGUAA
Brassica napus (rape) is the source of this 1935-nucleotide messenger RNA. RefSeq lists its product as uncharacterized. Bases 1 to 1935 code for a protein of 644 amino acids. Lineage: Eukaryota; Viridiplantae; Streptophyta; Magnoliopsida; Brassicales; Brassicaceae. The transcript has 2 exons. The record is from RefSeq and is a predicted model, not a curated record. Gene Ontology annotation, molecular function: nucleic acid binding; zinc ion binding.